GAGUCAUAAAGUUUGAUGUCCUGCCCAAAGUUUAGACCCGACUGGAGCUAAACUUUUUUUUUUUUUCAUAAGUGAGCGGCAGAGAUUUGUUUCUGUGAGCCAUGAAGCUCCCUUAAGAGAAACUUUAUAACUUCUCUAAACUUUUCUUGUGCGUCUUUUUCGUGCGCCUGUUGCGCUUUUUUUUCCGGCUACCUCUGCGCUUUUUUUCUUUUUCUUUUUUUUUUCUUUUUUUGUGUGUUAGUUGGAAAAGUUGGGGCCGGACGACAACACAGAUUCCAGUGUGGAGUAGAUAUGCGCUUUGUUACAUUCAGCAUGCCAGCAGGAAACAGCAGGAAAACGCAGCGUUUCUCUGCAGAUUUCGACAGCUAACGCACUUUGGGAGAAAAUCAAGCAGUUAGAAUGACUCUGGAUCACUUUUACUGAGAGCCAAACAAGAUUCCCGAUUUCCUGUUGUGUGAGGAAAAGAGAGAGAAAAAAACCUCUAAGGAAUUGGCUUGAGCUUAUUUCGCUUUUUAAAAAGAACAACAAAACUAUUUGUGCGUACUUGAACAUUUUCGGACGCGUAAAAGUUGGCCGACUCGCUUCGGGACGAUGGAUCCGAGCCAGCACAACCCUCCUGCGGGACACCAGAUCGUCCAUGUACGGGGCGACUCUGAAACGGACCUGGAGGCGCUUUUUAACGCCGUGAUGAACCCGAAGAGCACCAUCGUGCCCCCGUCCGUGCCCAUGAGGAUGAGAAAGCUGCCGGACUCCUUCUUCAAGCCCCCAGAACCAAAGUCCCACUCCAGACAAGCCAGCACCGACGCAGGGAGUGGCGGCGUGCUCACCCCCCACCACGUCCGUGCACACUCGUCUCCGGCCUCCCUCCAGCUGGGGGCCGUCUCCGGCACCUCCCUGUCUGCCAUCGUCCCGGCGGGGGCCGCGCCUCAGCAUCUCCGCCAGUCGUCCUAUGAGAUCUCGGACGACGUGCCGCUGCCCGCCGGGUGGGAGAUGGCCAAGACCGCCUCCGGACAGAGAUACUUCCUCAACCACAUCGAACAGACCACCACUUGGCAGGACCCCCGUAAAGCCAUGCUGCAGAUAAACCAGGCCCCCCCUCCCAGCACCGUGCCAGUGCCGCAGCAGAACCUCAUGAACCCAGCCAGCGGACCCCUCCCUGACGGCUGGGAGCAGGCCAUCACAUCAGAGGGAGAAAUCUACUACAUCAACCACAAGAACAAGACCACAUCCUGGCUGGACCCGCGGCUCGAGCCUCGCUACGCCCUGAACCAGCAGAGGAUCACCCAAAGCGCCCCGGUGAAGCAGGGAGGGCAGCUGCCUCCCAGCACCCUCAGCGGAGUCAUGGGAGGCAACAACCAGAUGAGGCUGCCGCAGAUCGACAAGGAACGGCUGAGAAUGAAGCAACAGGAGCUGCUGCGACAGAGGCCACAGGAGCUCGCGCUGAGGAACCAGCUGCCGUCUAGUAUGGAGCAAGAUGGUGGCACCAACCCCGUGUCCUCCCCAAUGGCGCAAGACGCCCGGACCAUGACCGCCAACAGCACCGACCCAUUCCUCAACAGCGGGACCUACCACUCCAGGGACGAGAGCACGGACAGCGGUCUGAGCAUGAGCAGCUACAGCGUCCCCCGCACCCCGGACGACUUCCUCAACAGUGUGGAUGAGAUGGACACAGGCGAUCCCCUCCCUCCCUCCAUGGCGACGCAGCCCAGCCGCUUCCCCGACUACCUGGACGCCAUCCCGGGAACCGACGUGGACCUGGGCACCCUGGAGGGCGAGAGCAUGGCGGUGGAGGGCGAGGAGCUGAUGCCCAGCCUGCAGGAGGCGCUGAGCUCCGACAUCCUCAACGACAUGGAGUCGGUGCUGGCAGCGACCAAGAUCGACAAGGAGAGCUUCCUCACAUGGUUAUAGGAGGAGAGAGGAGCUCCGCUGCCUCGCGCUGGACUGCCUGCCCGCUCUGAUCUGAUCUGUGAAGGAUCCCUCCGUGCUUCCACCAGACAUUUCAGCGAGCCUCUCCGGACUUCUGCAUCUGUCUCAGCGCGUUAAAGCCAACCUUUUUUUUUUUUUUUUUUUUUUUUUUUUUUUCUCUUCCAGGCAGUAUUCUUGUUCUCUUCACUGGUGUUUUAUCUCUUUUUAUUUUGUCUGUGUCUUCAAGGCUGGCCCAUGAACAGACAAUUAUGCAAGGGUCCCCGAAUUUUUCACAAAUCUGUCAGUGAUUCUCGGGCAUAUUUACCCAGAGCGAGGGGUGCAGUCCCUCCCCCCCCCCCCCACGCCUCCUGCUUUUCCCGGGCUGGUGCUGCAUGGACCGCCUGGAGCCGCUCUUCCUCACAGUACAGCAUGAAGCAGCCCCACCUGACUGUGUGUGUGUGUGUGUGUGUUUAUGUGUGUGUGGGACUAUUGCAUGUAGCCGAAUUAGCUUUAUAUUUGGCCUCGAGUUUUUAAUCUUUGGUUGUGUUGCUGUAUUAACGAGCCUGAGAAACCAAAAAUGAUGUAUUUGGAGCGUAAAGAACAAUACUGAUUUGGAGUAAAGGUAACGUGAGGCUCGCUUUGAGCUUGGUUGGGGUUGGAGGGGGGGUCUGGGCGGGGCGGGGCGGGGCGGAGCGGGGCGUUGGAACCUGGGGACCGGCUACAUCGCUGCUUGGCUGUGCCAGCAAGUCUAAGUUAAAACCUUUGGUAGAACAAAGUGCCUUCAGUUGUAAUUUUUUCAAGACGCGAGCGACAAAAACAAAUAGCGGCUUUUCUGUGGUGCAGCAAGAAGCAUCAGCCAUGUUUUCCUCUCAUGUCCAGUAAUCAAAAAACUGUAUUUUUUUGUUUAUAAGCACAGGGGGAUGUAGGGAUCUGUUCUUUGCUCUUGUUUAACCCUAGCUUCCUUGUAUCUCAGUCUUAUCGAAGCCUAACUAAAGAUUCAUUGUUUUAUCUCUCCAGUAUUUUAUUUUUAGGUUACUAUUACACAUGUAUGAUAGCUUAGAUCCAAAAUGGCAUUUUGCUUUAGUGUUUUUUUUUCUUCUUCUUCUUCUUCUUCCUUAGAUGAAUUGAGAAGUUUUCGAACAGGGUUUAUCACAACACGUCACUACAUUAAGGAUGUAUUCUUCUGCAUUUAGCUGAUUCUCUCUGCUUUACUAUAUACAUCCUAGUGUUUUUGUAUUUUUGUCGAUCACAUGCAGCUUUUACGAUCCUUUUUUUUCCAAACAUUAACCAAAAAAAAGGAAGAAAAAAAGACAGAUCUCUCUGCAGAAACUAUAGCUCUGUGAUCAAGCUGUGUUUGAAGGAGGGAAUCGAACCUCUGCGUGGUGCUGUGGUGAAGCGUGUGGAGCGAGCGGCGGGCGGUCUGCAGCCGGGACAGGUCAAAGCAGGUUUUAGUGUAGAAAGUCAGGGCUAGACUGAUGGCGACGAGUCACACAGUUCAGUUUGUCAUUGAAAUAAUUAAGAAACAAUCAGUUAUCUCAGUCAGGAACGGCAGAUUCCAAAGAUUUCUUCUUCUCUCUCUCUCUCUUUUUUUUUUUUUUUGUAAUGACACUAACAUUUAUUUUUUUGUUUUCUUCAGAGCCCAGAAAUGGUUUGAUUUGUAAAUCAGCCUCUGUAUGAACAAACUGUAUAAGCUAAUGAGAAAAGAAAAGAAAAAAAAAAAGAUGUACGUCUCUGAAUAGGUGUAGCUGAGAGAUUCCUUUUAUCUUUUUGAGUGACUAACCCUGAGACUUUUUUUUUUUUUUUAAGGAUGAGGUUUCAGCAGAGCGGCGGGGUUGAUUCUUCAGUAAGCACUCACAUGUUUACACAGUCUGAUUGAGAAAACUGCUACCAACACACUAACGAUUCUCUCACGAUCACGUUAUUUCCAUGUUUACACGAUGACUACGCAUUACUGCAGUAACCGUUGAGCGAUCGGCCCGCCGUGCGCGCCCACGGCGGGACGGCACACUCGUUCUGUUGCCAACCGAUGCUUAAAUUGGUAGCAUCAACUUGAUGGAACACUAUACAUAUACAGUAUAUAUAAAUAUAAAUAUAUAUAAAUAUAUAUUAGAUUAGAGGACAUGAACUUUUUUUUUUAUCCUGUGUGAGAAACCUCUUUUUAGUUUUGAUUUUGAUUCUUUAAAUCAUGUGGCGAUGGAUUAAAGAUGGACGAACAGUGUUGGUGAGAACAAUGCAACUAAAAAUGAGUGGUACACCACAGUGCUUGUAUUGCACGGCUAGAGUUUUCAUUUUUGACGCAAUGAUGCAUUUUGUCACGCGAAACCUGAUUUUUAUGCUUAGUGUGUAAUUGUCAGAGCAUAUUAGCUGUUGACUCUCAUUGUAGCAGUAGAACUAAUCACCAGUUAAUGGACUUUGUAUUUAGAGUUUUCUAAAUGCACAUGAAAUGAAUUUAUAUUCUGUAAUGAUCUGUUCUCUCUCUCUCUCUCUCUCUCUCUCUCUCUCUCUCUCUCUCUCUCUCUCUCUCUCUCUCUCUCUCUCUCUCUCUUUUUCUCUCUUUUUUUUGAUAGAUAUGUGCAUGUGUCUUAGAACAAUAAAUUCUGUUACAUUAUAUCUUUCUUCAUAUGAUACUUUUAAAUUGGCCCAAAAUAAAGUAUAUACUUUGUGGUAACA
Messenger RNA from Salarias fasciatus (jewelled blenny), 4575 nucleotides. RefSeq names its product Yes1 associated transcriptional regulator (gene yap1). Lineage: Eukaryota; Metazoa; Chordata; Actinopteri; Blenniiformes; Blenniidae. The record is from RefSeq and is a predicted model, not a curated record. The transcript has 8 exons. Gene Ontology annotation, molecular function: transcription coactivator activity; protein binding. Gene Ontology annotation, cellular component: cytoplasm; nucleus. Bases 592 to 1908 code for a protein of 438 amino acids. Gene Ontology annotation, biological process: hippo signaling; positive regulation of transcription by RNA polymerase II.